UUCAAAAGGGUCUCCAUCUCCUCUCCUCUCCAUCUCGCUUCCCGAGCUCCGAUCGGCGUCCCCGAGCUCCGAUCGCCUCUCCAUCUCGCUUCCCGAGCUCCGAUCGGCGUCCCCGAGCUCCGAUCGCCUCCCCAUCUCGCUUCCCGAGCUCCGAUCAUCGUCCCCGCGCCGACAUCAAUCCAUCGCCUCCCCAUCUCGCUUUUCGAGCUCCGAUCGGCGUCCCGCGCCGACAUUAAUCCAUCGCCUCCCCAUCUCGCUUCCCCGCCACCGUCGACCUCGCCCUCCGGUGCUUCCGGGAUAGUUUAAUAUCCAGUCAAGAAGACUGCAAUGGCUUUAGGAGAAGCCCUGUUUGAUGAAGAGCUCGGCAAACCUAUAGGGCAGAUUGUUGCCGUAUGCGGCCGCAACCAGAUACUGAGUUCCACAUUGCAGUCAAUUAAGUGGAGGGUCCCUGUGAAGAUUAGAGGAUUUGAGACCCAGAUGGAGAAAUGGAUGGGUGCUUGUGAUUGUAUCAUAACAAAGGCAGGGCCUGGUACAAUUGCUGAGGCAUUGAUCAGGGGACUUCCUAUCAUCCUCAAUGACUUCAUACCUGGACAGGAGGUUGGCAAUAUCCCAUAUGUAGUAGACAAUGGAGCUGGAGCUGGACUCUUGGCGCUUCCGUGAUUGCAGGAUGGUGGUAAUCUAUCUUAACUGAUGUUCUUGAUUGUUUCUGCCGAGUGGGUGAUCUUUUAGCUGUUGUCGAAUGGAUGGAGGAAAUUGUGGUUCAUUAUGCAUGUUCUUAGUUAUGUAAUUCUAAAAUUCACUGAACAUGAUGCUGAUGUUGUGAUGCAUCCUUUUGGAUUGUCAUAUGGGGUAGAAUUUUGUUGUGAUAUUGUAAAUUGUAAUGCUGUGAUGCUAAUACUGUGACCGUUUGUUUGGAUUAUUUGGAUUGUCAUUUG
This is a messenger RNA of Phoenix dactylifera (date palm), 935 nucleotides long. The record is from RefSeq and is a predicted model, not a curated record. NCBI's taxonomy places the organism in Eukaryota, Viridiplantae, Streptophyta, Magnoliopsida, Arecales, Arecaceae.